CUGCGGGGCGUGGGGGCGGCGGCGGCGGCGGUGGCUGAGGCCGAGGUGGCGGUGGCUGUGGCGGACACAGCGGCACCCCAGCUAGGGACAGGGCUCCGCCGCGCCCCCUUGCAGGCCCCAUGGAGGCGGCAGCGGCGGCAGCAGCGGCGGCGGGUGGGGGCUGUGGCUCCGGGCCGCCGCCGCUGCUGCUGAGUGAGGGCGAGCAGCAGUGCUAUUCCGAGCUCUUCGCGCGCUGCGCUGGCGCCGCGGGCGGGGGCCCCGGGCCUGGGGCCCCCGAGGCCUCCAGAGUCGCCCCCGGCACGGUCACUGCGGCCGCCGGCCCGGUGGCUGACCUGUUUCGGGCGUCGCAGCUGCCCGCCGAGACGCUGCACCAGAUCACAGAACUGUGUGGUGCAAAGCGGGUUGGUUAUUUUGGUCCAACACAAUUUUACGUUGCCCUGAAAUUAAUUGCUGCAGCACAAUCUGGCCUCCCAGUGCGGAUAGAGAGUAUUAAAUGUGAAUUGCCUCUGCCUCGCUUUAUGAUGUCAAAGAAUGAUGGUGAGAUACGAUUUGGGAACCCAGCUGAGCUGCAUGGAACUAAGGUUCAGAUUCCAUAUUUAACCACAGAAAAAAAUUCCUUCAAAAGAAUGGACGAUGAGGAUAAACAGCAGGAAACACAGUCUCCCACGAUGUCACCCCUCGCCUCCCCUCCUUCUUCCCCGCCUCAUUACCAGAGGGUGCCCUUGAGCCAUGGCUACAGCAAACUGCGGAGCAGCGCAGAACAGAUGCAUCCAGCUCCUUAUGAAGCUAGGCAGCCUCUCGUCCAGCCCGAGGGAUCCUCAUCAGGGGGCCCAGGAACCAAGCCCCUUCGGCAUCAGACUUCCCUUAUCCGGUCCUUUUCAGUGGAGAGAGAACUACAGGAUAACAGCAGUUACCUCGAUGAACCCUGGAGGAUAACAGAAGAACAGCGCGAGUACUAUGUCAAUCAGUUUCGAUCCCUUCAGCCAGACCCAAGCUCUUUCAUUUCAGGUUCUGUGGCCAAGAACUUCUUCACCAAAUCAAAGCUUUCCAUUCCAGAACUCUCCUAUAUAUGGGAACUUAGUGAUGCAGACUGCGACGGAGCCCUGACCCUGCCUGAGUUCUGUGCUGCGUUUCAUCUCAUUGUGGCUCGGAAGAACGGCUAUCCGUUACCUGAGGGCCUGCCUCCGACUCUGCAGCCAGAGUACCUGCAGGCAGCUUUUCCUAAGCCCAAGUGGGACUGUCAAUUAUUUGAUUCUUAUUCUGAGUCAUUGCCGGCAAAUCAACAGCCUCGUGACUUGAAUCGGAUGGAGAAAAUCAGUUUGGAGAGUAUGGCCAUCUUACCAAUCCCUACCCAAGAUGUGACUGGUGAUGACAAACAAGUUUUGAAAAGUACUGUCAAUGAAGCCUUACCAAAGGACGUGUCUGAGGAUCCAGCAACUCCCAAGGAUUCCAACAGUCUCAAAGCAAGACCAAGAUCCAGAUCUUACUCUAGCACCUCCAUAGAAGAGGCCAUGAAAAGGGGCGAGGACCCCCCCACCCCGCCACCCCGGCCACAGAAAACCCAUUCCAGAGCCUCCUCCUUGGAUCUGAAUAAAGUCUUCCAGCCCAGUGUGCCAGCUACUAAGUCAGGAUUGUUACCCCCACCACCUGCGCUCCCUCCGAGACCUUGUCCAUCACAGUCUGAACAAGUGUUGGAGGCCGAGUUACCCCCACAGCUGAGCAGAGCCCCGUCCCAGGCUGCAGAAAGUAGUCCCUCAAAGAAGGAUGUACCGUAUUCUCAGCCACCAUCAAAGCCCAUUCGUAGGAAAUUCAGACCAGAAAAUCAAGCUACAGAAAACCAAGAGCCUUCCACUGUUGCAAGUGGCCCAGCUUCUGCAGCAACUGUGAAACCGCAUCCAACAGUCCAGAAACAGUCUUCCAAACAGAAGAAGGCCAUUCAAACUGCUAUCCGCAAAAAUAAAGAGGCAAAUGCAGUGCUGGCUCGGCUGAACAGUGAGCUCCAGCAGCAGCUCAAGGAGGUUCAUCAAGAACGAAUUGCAUUGGAAAACCAAUUGGAACAACUUCGUCCAGUCACUGUGUUGUGACCCCCCCCCAUGGUUCAAGUGACAGUGGGUGACCUUGUCUGCCAAGAUCUUUCUUUCAAAUGUUUUGAAUCCAACUACUUGUCAUAGAUGUUUGACUGUGUCAAAAGCUGUGAGCAGCAAAAUAUAAUCCAUAUGACCUUUUCUCUUGCACUUCACUUGUAUGUUUUACUGUGGUGGAAAAAAUACUUCAACUGAUUAUCACACUUGAAAUGGUAAUUAUCAGUGGAAUUUGUCUCCUAUUCUUAAGUACUUCUUCAAGGUGUUAGAUGCUGCUCCUUACCAAAAAUCAGUUUUCUAGCAAAUAAAAAUAACAGAGCAUUAUUUAUUUAAAGAAUUUAUGAUUUGCAUAAAACCUUGUAACCAAGUAUCUUCAGGAUACUUGUAACCAAGUACUUUCAGGAUGCUUUUUGUAUGUAUAUCACAUAUAGUAGGUUGGUUUCCUGAAUAAUUGGGAUUCCAACUAGAUAGUCGUUGGUGCAACGAUAACAAAAACAAAAGCUAAAAUAAAAUAAGAGCAUCAGAUUUUGACUGGCGCUGUGCCCUCCACCACUAUAUGCCAAAAAUUGCUUCUCUAUUGCCAUUUUGAUAUUAUAUCUAGCUAUAAAUAAUAGAUGACUAUUGUUUCCUCUUGAAUGUCAAAGACUUAUUGGGUCUUUACACCUCUGUAAAGUGGAACUUUUGGCAAUGAGCUAUUUAACUUGGCCAAGCUAGGCCGUCAAGCCAGACAACUCAUUCCUUUUAUGUAAAUUUUUGGGCAAGAGAAGUUCACUUUGACUGCUUCGCCUGAUCAAAUUAAAUAAAUAGUUGCCAGAUCUCUACUUUUAUCCUGCAUGGGGUAAUAUAUCUGUAAGUGCAUGAGCUUGGAAACCACCCAUCAAAUAUGAAAGGCUGAUGAGACUGUUAGGAUUGAUAAACAUUUGUUGUUUGAACCCAGGUAUCCAAACUGGGGAAGAGGGGGAAAUGGUUGUUACCAACAAUCUCUAGUAGUUAUUUUUAACCUGGAUUGCAAAUGUAUUGGGUAUGAAGAGAUAAUGAAAGAAAGUGGUCCUGAUGGUGGAUAUAUGACUGUUUUGUUCUCCGUAAAGUGUACUCGUGGGAAGUGAUUGGUUUAUAUCAGAUUCAGAGGAGUCCAAUUAGCUUCAGUGCAGGUGAUGUAAAACAGUAAGCUCAAAUUGCAGAAGCCAGUAUCCUACAGAAAUUUUAAGUAGCUACCGCUUCUCCUAAAAGCCCAAAUUGAAAAUGGGACCACAGGGUCACAGGGCCACUGGCCCUCACAGGGCAUGUCAGCUUUAACACCAGAGAGACUAAUGGCAAGAAAUGCUGUCUCUUGUGCAUUUUACUAAUUUCCCCAUUCUUAGGGUAUCAGGGUGGGGGUGUGUGUACAGGGUCUUUUGAAGCAGUUUUGGAUAGGUUUACAAUAUGUAGGAUUCAGCCUUUGAUUUCAAUAGAGCUGAGAGUUUUUAGAACAAGUUUAGAACAAGUAGGCAUUUAUUGUUUCCUUAGUCCAUUGGCAAGCUUAAUGGCAGAGGAGAAAGGCUCAAACAGAUGAUGUUUUUCCACAGAAAAACAAAUUGUUGAAUCUAUUCCAUGCAUAUUUAAGGAUUUUGAAUUGAUUUGAUUUUGAAAAUCAUGAAUAUUGGACUAUUUCUCUAUUCCCUUUUUUCUUCCCCGUUUGCUGCCUAUUUCAUUUUUUUAGGGGGGAAGGGUUGGGAAUAAGUUUAAACUUUUUCUAAGAUUAUGAAUGGGUCAGUACAAUUUUUAGGCAACUGCUUUUUCCAUGUUCUGAGAUCUAGGGGCUACAACAAAUUUUAUCAGUAGUGUUUUUUUUUUUGUUUUGUU
This is a messenger RNA of Cebus imitator (Panamanian white-faced capuchin), 3923 nucleotides long. RefSeq names its product RALBP1 associated Eps domain containing 2 (gene REPS2). Gene Ontology annotation, cellular component: plasma membrane; cytoplasm. The record is from RefSeq and is a predicted model, not a curated record. Gene Ontology annotation, molecular function: protein binding; calcium ion binding. The coding region runs from base 120 to 2084 and encodes 654 amino acids. The transcript is spliced from 20 exons. Gene Ontology annotation, biological process: endocytosis; endosomal transport. NCBI's taxonomy places the organism in Eukaryota, Metazoa, Chordata, Mammalia, Primates, Cebidae.